Lineus longissimus is the source of this 1811-nucleotide messenger RNA. RefSeq lists its product as uncharacterized. The record is from RefSeq and is a predicted model, not a curated record. The transcript has a single exon. The coding region runs from base 225 to 1571 and encodes 448 amino acids. NCBI's taxonomy places the organism in Eukaryota, Metazoa, Nemertea, Pilidiophora, Heteronemertea, Lineidae.
GUGUGUUCACACUGGAUGCGAAUUGAAACCGAAUUCCGUAGAGCGCUCUCCGGAAUACGAAUUGGUUAAUCCAGUUUCAGAACGGUCGCGUCACACUGGCCCGAAUACGCAUUCAAAUCGGUUUAAAACGCGCCACACUCAAUGCGUACUAACGACGCGCCAUCUAUAAAUAUAUCAGUUAACUAGUUCGGAGCACUAGUUCCCGCGGUCAAAGGUCACUUUCCAUGCUUUCCAAGAUGGAUGCCAUAAACCUUCGACAUGAAAACAGGGAUCAUAAUCGUUUUUCUCUUCAAUUCGUGAGAAUUUUGUUGAUGCAUUUGCAGUUUACAGCACAGAGGCAACAUCGUAGGAUGCGAAGGUUGCAUCAUUUGGGCAGGGUUCGCCGCAGACGCUUUGAACAACGCCAGAAUAACCAGAGACAAAACUUCAUCAUGUUCUUGGUGAUGGCUGGUGCAGCCCAGGAAAUGCAUAAUGGCCUGGCCAACCCUCGUCGAAUGUGGGCGAAACGUCGCCUUCGCAAUUAUUGGGAAGAGGUUUACCACGGUGAUCUGUGGGAGGCAUCAGAUUGGAGGGAAAACCUCCGGAUGUCACGAGGUACUUUCGAGAUAAUAUGUGAGCAACUCAGCCCGUACAUUGAGAAGCAGGAUACGCGACUUCGACGACCUGUUCCUCAUCAUGAACGCUUGGCCGUGACCCUGUGGAAAUUGGCCACGGUAAUGGAGUACCGAUCGCUGGAGCAAAAGUUUGGGCUUGGUCGUUCAACUGUUUCUACUAUAGUGCAUGACACUUGUCGGGCAAUUUGCGAAAUUUUGAGGCCAAUCUACAUCAAAUUUCCAACUGGCGAGAGACUCAAUGGCAUUGUUCAAGGCUAUGACAGGACUUGGGGCUUCCCGCAGUGUGUCGGCGCAAUCGAUGGUAUGCAUGUCCCUAUCAAAGCACCGCAUAUUAAUCCAGCAGAUUACUAUAACCGCAAAUUUUAUCAUUCUGUGGUGUUGCAGGGGACCUGUGAUUUCAACUAUCGAUUCAUUGACAUUUACUUUGGUUUUGCCGGUCGUGCACAUGACGCAAAAAUCCUGGCCAAUUCUGGCCUUUACAAGAUGGCCAUAUCUGGACAGUUGCUUCCUGAUCAGCCUCGUGUUAUUGCUAACCACAAUGUACCCCUUCUCAUAAUAGGAGAUCCAGCCUAUCCUUUGUUACCGUGGUUAAUGAAACCGUUUGCACACAGGGGACAUCUGACAGCAGCACAAAACCGUUUCAAUUACAGACUCAGCCGGGCUCGAAUGACAAUUGAGAACACUUUUGGGCGCCUAAAAUCCAGAUGGAGAUGUUUGCUGAAAAAGAGUGAUUUUCAACUUGAAAAUGUCCACCACAUUGUUACCGCAUGUUGUGUCUUGCACAAUGUCUGUGAAAUUCACAAUGAAAGAUUCAAUCCAAAUUGGAGGGCUAUAUUAGCAGAGUAUGAAGAUGACGAUCCAUUGGUAAUGGAGGAUCAAGUUGUAGAUGCAACGCAGUUGAAUGUUAAUGCAGCAAAUGCAACACGAGAUGCUCUUGUUCGGUUCUUAAACCACUGAGCUACAUGUAUCAAGAAUCAAGUUGGCAAGGUGGGGUUUAUUGGGGGGGAGGCAUAACGCGUUGAAAAAGAAAGAAAACUUGAAUUUGUCCUUAUUUUGUAAUGCCUUUUUGCAUUUGGACUUGUUCAAAUAGUAAAAUUGUUUCCUUGUCACUGGGGGAAACUUGAAAACCAACUGAUUGAAACACCUUGCCCAGAAAAUUGAUUCUAUAAUAUGUUAAAGUAUGACUGACUGUUAAAU